GUUCCGCCCGCCUCUUGUCCUGGACCGCCAUUGUGACCGCUGCGCGGUCGCGUCUACUUGUCUCCUCCUCGCCUGCAUCUAAUGUCUGACGAAGAGAAGCCCCCGGUUACUCCCCCUGCCCGGCGGCGCGGCAUGGGUAGGGCGAAGUCGGCGCGACUGGUCCUCGACUCCAGCGACCUCGACCUUUCGCCUCGCACGGCCCUCUCGAAACCUCCGACAUAUCGCCUCGUGGAGUCAGAUGAAGACGACGGCGCACCUCGUCAGCGUCAGCGGGUGCACACGGCGGAUCCGGACGUGACUGUCGUCGGAGAAGACGAGGACGAGGGCGCGCAGGCUCCGAAGGCCGCGAAAGAAACAGAAAAUGCUGCCAAGAUCCUCUACAACAUCAAGCUCUUUCAGUACUCCCAGCUCAAGGAAGAAAUCACGAAGCGCAAGUUCCCGAAGACGCGUACCGUGCAGUGGUCAGUGGCCGAGCCCUUCGACACCAUCAAGGGCAAGCUUUGCGCUGUCGCGACGGGCCUACGCAACGAGCUCUCCGCCGCAUACAAGGACUACGAGGUCACCUACACCAUCCCGCGUCGCAUCACCAGUCCCACCGCACUUCUCGUCGACAGCGACUACGAAGUGCUGAUCUCGCAAGCUUCCCUAGUCAAGACCACCCCAGCCACAGUGAAUGUCUUCAUGUGCCCCCUGAAGAAGCCUAAUGACACGAAGCGCAAGACCCGUGACUCGGACGACUCGUCGCCACCGCGGAAGUCGAAGAAGAAGGUGGAUACGGAGUCCGACGAUUCUACGGAUGACGACAAGUCCAGGAAGAAGAGGAAGAAGAAGAAGAAGGGGAAGGGGAAGGAUGUGAAGGACGCGAUGGAGUUGCCGCUGAACAAGCAGAAGGUCGACUUCAUCAGGCAGCUGCAGGAGAAGUAUGCGUGCACGACGCAUGGCGGCUAUUGCCUAUUCACUACGAAGCACCCGAAUCACUACGCGUUGAAGCAUCCCCAUCUUGACAUCUGGGCGGCAGCUUUGAUGACAGACAACGACAACAUCGCGACCCUCGAGAAGCCCCCCAACUACGUUGAGUUUGAAACAUGGCCUGGCUACGAAGUUGCAGGCCCUACCUCCCCCAUCCUCGAGCGCCGCGCACAGCUCCUACGUGAUCGGAACAAAGGCACCGCAGCCAAUGCUGGGACGGUCAUCAACUUCUACGGCGACAAGAUGGAUGCCGCUACUACCAGCGCUGCUGCCGCCCCUGCUCCCGCACUGUCCAUCACCCCAUCUUCGUCAGCGCCUCUUGUUGAAGGACCGUCUGGCCCGCACAUGCCAAUCAAGGACUUUGUUACCAAGUAUCAGCUUUCCAGUACACUUUCUGACAAACUCAUCGAGAAUGGCUACGAGUCAACGCGCGCUAUGAGCCUGAUCGAGCUGCCGCAGCUCUCGGAGAUGGAGUUCAAGCCGGGACACAUCGCAAGCUUGCGCGUCGCUAUCAAGGACUGGCAGGCUGAUGCCUGAUUGUAUGUAUUCUGCUUUCGCUCGCUCUGUACUGUUGCUAUCAUUCGCAUAUUGUAUUGCUCUGCCCGUUGUCAUACCCUGCUGCUGUCUCGUUCUCGUAGCCGUACACUUGUCUGUAUAUUACAAAUAUCCUGCGUGGGAAAAGUAUCCUUGUGCAUC
Schizophyllum commune H4-8 is the source of this 1665-nucleotide messenger RNA. RefSeq lists its product as uncharacterized. The record is from RefSeq and is a predicted model, not a curated record. Bases 82 to 1506 code for a protein of 474 amino acids. The transcript is spliced from 5 exons. NCBI's taxonomy places the organism in Eukaryota, Fungi, Basidiomycota, Agaricomycetes, Agaricales, Schizophyllaceae.